Tetrahymena thermophila SB210 is the source of this 4491-nucleotide messenger RNA. Its product is annotated as PAS domain S-box protein. The transcript has 4 exons. NCBI's taxonomy places the organism in Eukaryota, Ciliophora, Oligohymenophorea, Hymenostomatida, Tetrahymenidae. The record is from RefSeq and is a predicted model, not a curated record.
AUGUAAAAUCAAAGACUAUUUUAAGAAUUUUUAAAUAGCAGCGACCUUUUAUAAUAUAAAGACUAGAAAUUCUUAAAAGUUAUAAGAAUACUUCUAGAUUAAGCAGUAUUAAGCUAGAAUAACUACUUGUUAAGAGGAUAAGGAAUCAACUAUGAAAUUAUAAUUUAACUUCAUAAAAAGCAAUGCGCUCAAAAUAACCAAUAUUGUUUUUGUCAAAAAUUUCGAAGAAAUGAGAAUAAAGAGUCAUUGCAAAUUGAGGAAUUAUCUGAGCAGCAUUUCAGGUAAGAAUAUGCUCAGCUUGUUAUAUUAUAAUUAAUAGAAGUAUUUAUCUAAAGCAGUCAAAAGAACAACUAGAGAGAAAUUUCUUACUUACUAAAAUUAUCAUAUUUGAGUUAUCUUUAUGAAAUAAUCAAUAAUCCAACUAGAGCUUUAGUAUAGAUUUAAAAAAUAUCAAUAUAUAUUUUAAAUAAAACAAAUAAAACUAGUUUGAUUAAUUUAUUUUACUUUGAGUAAUUGAAGCUAUAAAUUUUAAAUGAUUAUUAAACAAAGCUAUUUGACUCUAACAUAGAAAAUUAAUAGCUAAAUAUGAUGGAAACCAUUCUAUUUGAUGAUAAAAUAAAUACUUGCAAAGAAAUAUUUAGUUCUCUUUUAUUGCAAAUAGGUCAUUUCUAUGAUUUUUUGAGUGGAAACAAUAUUUAAUUGCAUCAGUUAGAAGAAAUGUCUGUCCCUUUAAUAAAUUUAAACUAAAAUUUAGAAUAAAAUAUUAUUGAGCUUUUUUAAAUUAACCCUUCAGAUUUUGACCUAAAAUAUCUAACUAGUAUAUAUAUCUAGCUCAUAGAUUUCUAAAACAGAAGAAUUAAAGAAUUUCAGUAAACAGCUUUGGAUAUUUCAAAAUAGAAAACUGAUAAUUAAAAAAAAUUAGUUGAAAUAGGCUAAAGUUCAGAAAAAAUUUGUGUGUUUUUCACAUCCUUCAUAGAAAAAGAAUUUUUGAUUAAAAAGACUUCAAAAGAAUUUGAUAAAAUAUUUGGUUACAGUCCUGAGUUCAUCCAGGGAAAAUAGCUAAAUAUUUUAAUACCAAAUCUUAUUAAAAGGUAACACAACCAAAUGCUUUAGUCAUUUAUCGACGAAUAAUCUAUGGACAUUGUUUAUUAAGGUGAAAGAAAUCUAUUUGGCUUGGAUAAAAAAGGUUUUAUUUUUCCAAUUAGUUUAAGAGUUAAAAUACAAGUUUUUGAAAACGAUUUAGGAGUCUGCGCUCUUGUUAAGAAAAAUAAAUAAAUUUUUUCUUACAUAUUUUUUGAAAAUGAAGGAGUAAUCACUGAUUUUUCGAAGAGAAUAUUUGUAGACAUAUUUUAAUCUCUUGGAAUUUAAAAAUAACAAUAGCUAAAUAUUUUUGAAUUAAUUCCAUCUCUUGAGGAGAUAAUCAAUACUUAAUAGAUAAAUAAACAUAUAAGCGCUGUUUUAGUUGUAAAAGAAUAGUAUUCAACCUUUACUAGUAAUAAUCGCUUUUCACAACCAAAAUAAGUGAACAAUUUAUUGACACAAAAUGAUGAAAUUUUUCAAAUAUAAUUUAGAUUUUUUAGUCGUCAAACAAAAAAUAAAGUUGAUGUUAAUUAUAUUGAAAUUGAUUUUUACUCAAAAGAAACAAACCCAGUUAAAAAAUCUAUGAUUUUAGAUCAAUUAAAUAAAUAAAAAAUAAAAAAAGAAUCUUUAAUAUUUCAAAAAUCAGAAGGCUAAUAAACUAUAGAAUUCGCCAACUCUUAAUAUCAAUAAUGUUUUUCUACAAAGGAUUUCACCUAUGUUUUUGAUAAUUCUGAUUAAAAUCCGAACAAAUAUAAGGAAGAUAUAAAACAUUAUUAAAAUAAUUUUUAAAAAUAGCAAACAGAAAAAAGUAAAUCCAGUAAAACAACUGAAUUAACUUAAAACUAAAAUGAUACCAAUAAACUUACAUUUUAAAAUAGUAACAAUAAUUAUCUAAGAUAUUUAUCUGAUUAAGCUUUUUAGAAAAGCUCUGAAAAUUCAAAUAUUAAUCAAAGAAACUAUGAGCUAAAAUAGCUCAAUUUAAAUGGAUUAUCUGAUAAAUAAAAUUAAGAACUUUAAUUAUCAAUGAUUAAUUCUCCAAACAAAGUUCUAACUAGUGCUGUAGAUUAAACAGAAAUGAUUUUAUCUCCUGCUUUUUCUUAUUAAGAAAAACAAUAAUUUCUGAUAAAUUAGUCAAAUGAAAAUUAUAAUUUAAAACUUUAUUCAUAAUAAGUUUAACAAAAUAGUAACAACUUACAAGAAAUAUCUCUAAACAACAUUUCUUCCUACUAAAAUCUAAAUAGGUAGCAUAGUAAAAACAACAUAGCGCAUUAUUAGCAUAUCAAAUAAAAUAGCUUCUUCGAUAAUAAUUUUUAGCGAAAAAAAACAACUGGUGAAGAGUUAUCAGUUAACAAAAGAGAAUCUAGAAGUUUUAACAACUUUAGAGAAUAAGAUGAUUAAAAGCAAGAGUAAAAAAAUGAAAUAGCUAGCGUAAAUUCUAGUAAGUACAGUACUGAGGAAAUAAUGAAAAGGAAAAUGAUACAAAGAAUAAAAAAAAAGGAUUUUAAUAGAGGAUUACAGCUUAUGGUUUUAGCAGGAAUUUCAGCAUUUGUUAUUUUAAGUAUUGUAUCACUUAUCAUAUAUUUUGAAAAUUUAAAUAGUUUAGAUUCUUUUGUUUUAUCAUUUCUAAAGAUUGAUCAUGCUCUUUACUGCUUUAUUGAUAUAAUGAAUUUUGUUGCACUCAAUAAUUACUAAUCCGUUUUGGGAGGUUAAUCUUUAAUUAUAGAUAAGCUAGAUCUUUAAAAUUAGGAGUAUAAACAAUCAGAUUAUUAACAAUAAGCGAUAUUGAAAGAUUACAGUGCUAACUUAUAAAAUAUUGUUCUUAAUAACGAUAGUACCGAUUAGCUUAACGAUUUAUAAAAUAAUUUAUUUUAAGUUUAAAUUUACUCUUCUGGAUUUUACAAUAAUAAUAGAGUUUAAAAAAACUCAACCACUACUUUUGAAUAGAGUCUACAAUACACUCUGAUGUAAUUUUUCUAUGAAAUAAGAUAUUAUUAUAUUAGUUUUGAGGAGUCGCAAGAAGAUUUUAUUUGGGGAAACAUCGUCAGUUUCAAAUAAAGAAUGAAAAAUUUACAGUUGAUUGUAGAAAAUUAUGCGACAGAGUAAUUUAAUAAAAUGAAUUUGUAGUAGAUAUCUGCUAUUGUUUUAUUUACUUCUAUCAGCGCAUUUUUAGUAUUUUCAGUUUUACCUCUUAACAUUCUAAUUCAAAUUUACAAAGAAAAAAUUUUGAAGCUAUUUGGAACGUUUUAACCUUCGAUAAUAGAAUUUUAAAUAAAGCAAAUAGAGCUUGGCCUUUUUAAAAUCGAGUAAAUCAAUAUCUUGGAGCAAACAAAUAACAGCACUUACUCUAAUAAACGAUCUACAAGUAAAAGAAAGUAAAUAUAACAAGUAAGGGAUUUAAAUUUCUAUUCGAAUUAGUAAGAUCAAGAAUAAAAAUAUGAAAAUAAAUUAAACUAUCAAAUUCCUCUUUAUGUUCAAAGAAAAGCAGAUAAACGAACUAGACAAAUAGCAUCUUUUAGCAAAAUUCCAAAAUUCAAUUUUUUUUUAUUUUUUUUAGGAAUUAUUGCUGUAGCUCUGUUACUAAUCAUUCCAAUAUUAAAUUUUGUUGAAUUCAAUCCUUUUGAAAGAGAAUCAAAAGUUACUCUGAAUGAUAGAAUUUCUUUAAUUGAUGUCUUGUCUUUAAUAAUUGAAAACUAAUCUCCAUAAAUGGAGCAAGUUUAUUUAAUAGCUAUUGGUAUACCACCUUAGACCUCUUACUAUUAAAGCUAUAUACAAAAUCUCUAAGAUUAAAAUAACUAAGUCUUCUAAUACUUUUAAAAUUUAACUGCCGACUUAGGAGUUGAACGAAAUAAUUAAAAAAUAUUCAUGGAUUUUUAUUAAAAUCUAUUAAAUGAAAACGUGUGCUCUGUUAGAGAAAAUUAUCCUUAAUAUUUUAAUUCAAAUAUAACUUAAUCUCGAUGCAACUAAUUAUUUAAUGGAAUAUUGUAACGAGGUUUAAUAUUCUCAAUCUAAAAAGUGUUUUAGACAUUUUAAGAAAUAUAUUAAAUCUAUUAAAUUCAAGAUAUUCAUGUGCUGAUCAAAUCAUUUAAGUAUCUAUAAAAAUCUUAUUCGUUUAUAGAAUUUAAGCAGUUAAUUCAAGUAAUCUCAGAGGUUGUAAAUGCAAUAAGACAGUACUAAAAUGAACAGUUGUAAUAAUAUGAAAUCAAUUUAAAGCAGAAUUUGCUUUAUUUAUUUAUAAUUCAAUUAGUAAUUAUUUGUCUUGUAUUUUUGAUAGGUUGGCUCUACCUCUUUUAAUGGUUUAGAAACUAACUCCAAAGGGCUACCAAAAUAUUCACACUAUUUCAUAUAAAUCUUCUCUAUGAAAAUGAUUUUAUUUAAUCAUACUUUAGAAAAAUCUCAUAGAAGUAAAGUUGA